CUAAUAGGCGCGCGUCCGAUGCGAGAUACGCGCGCGCGUAUCCUCGAGUGGGAAGCGUAUCGCUUCGGCCGAUUAAUCUCUGGGCGUGUAGCACGCACGUCCGUAUCCCGUGUGUGCGGUUUGUUGACCCAACUUUCACAAUGAGCCAGAUAAGAGGGACGGCGGGAAAAACGUCCCGCAGCCGGCCGUCGCCGUCCGACGACGGCUUUUAGCGUCCGCGACUUUCGUCGUCGUCCACCGACCAGCUACAUCGUCCGCCGCCUCCUCGUUCGCGGCUCAUCUCUGCGACGCGGACUCCUCUGCUCCGUCGGGCGAUUAAACACGUCCAAGUUUCCGAGUGUUUGAGCGUGGUCGUCGCGUGGAACAAAGCGUGCAGAGUGCCCCGCGGCUCCAGGCGCAGCUUCCUGCUCUCCCUCGGGCGCUCGUGCCGCGAAUUUUCUGACUUUCCCGCGCGCGCGAGUACACAGUGGGUGUCGAUUGAGAUCAUCGCCUGGUGCAUGCCCCGAUACGGUGCUAUCAUGGGCUUCGGAAGCGUACGGGACGUAAAGGACGACAGCAUGAGGCGGCUGUGCUGCUCGAAGAAGGACGAGGCCGACGCGCUGCAGUCGGAAGCCGAAAAUGGAGUUACGAGGGCUUCAUCGGUAAAAAGAGAUGUCGAAAGGUUUGGAUUAUAUCAGCUGGUCAUGUUUAUUAUCAUCAGUCUACCUUUGAUGUUAACAGCAGGGUUUACGCUUUCCUACGUAUUUACCGCGGGCGAAAUUAAAUACAGAUGUCUAGUGCCGGAAUGCGAGCAAGCGGGCAACACGACAUUCGAGCCGCCUUGGGUGAACGCAUCCGCUCCGGAAAAUGCCAAUUGCAAGCGUUACGUGGUGCGGGAUGAUCAUAAGGGCACGUGCACGAAAAUGUCGUUCACCAACGUGACCCGCGAUUGCGAUUCUUGGGUUUACGACCCGGACGAGCAUACGAUACUCAAUGAGUGGGACUUUACCUGCGACGCCAAUCGAUGGAAACUCACGUUGGUGGGCACAAUACAGAAUGUCGGUCAGUUCGUCGGCCUGAUAUUCGCUGGAUGCAUAUCCGACAGGUACGGGAGACGAACCUUUUUGACGCUGGCGACGACUGCGGCAGGAGUCAGUGGCUUGAUACAUUCCUUCUCUGUGAAUUAUUGGAUGUUUCUCGCAUUCGAGUUCCUUGAUGCGACCGCUGCCGCUGGAAUUUACAGCGCGGGAUUUAUUUUAGGGGUGGAGAUGGCGGGGGUGAAGAACCGAGUUUUCGGCAGCACCAUCACGUGUUGCAUGUUCGCCGUAGGUGAGAUCCUGUUGGGGCUGAUCGCGAGCUGGUUGCGAUCAUGGCGGACGCUCCUCAGGGUGGUAUACGGGCCCGGACUCUUGGCCAUUUUCCUGCCUCUGCUCAUCCCGGAAUCAGUCAGGUGGCUACUAUCAAAGGGUAAAACCGAUAAGGUGGAGAAAAUAUAUCGCAAAAUGGCGCGGUGGAACGGCCUGCAGGUGACGGACGAGGCGAUCAACAUGUUCAAGGAGUUAAACAUCGUCAAGCCGGGAACGAAAAGCGAAUUGGUGAUGGCGGAUGAGAGGAAGCCGAUCGUGCAAGUUCUGCACAGCUCAGUGAUACUCAUCCGGCUGCUGAUCUGCUCGUUCUGCUGGCUCACGAACACGUUCGUUUAUUACGGAUUGUCGUUGAAUUCCGUGGCGUUCGCCGGGGAUAAGUACGUCAAUUUCAUGCUCGUCGCCGUGGUCGAGAUACCGGCAUACUGCCUCAGCUGGCUGCUGACCGAUCACAUCGGCCGUAAACCAACGCUCUCCGGCGCGUUCCUGCUGAGUGGUGCAUUCUGCCUCGCGAUCGAGUUCCUGCCGGCAGGAUCCUGGAGCUACGGGCCCUUACUUUUGUACAUGGCCGGGAAAUUGUGCAUCACCAUGGCGUUCGCCACCGUUUACAUCUACACGGCGGAGCUGUUCCCGACGACGCUCAGGCAUUCCCUGCUCGGAAUUUGCAGUAUGACCGGUCGCGUCGGGUCAAUCUUAUCGCCGCAGACGCCUCUUCUGGCGCAGAUAAUGCCGUCGCUGCCGCUCAUCCUGUUCGGAUCCAUGGGCAUGAUCGCGGGCGUCCUGUCUCUGAUCUUCCCGGAAACUUUGGGAACGAAACUCCCGGACACCGUGUGGGAGGCGGAAAACAUCGGUAAAGUGCAAGUCAAACGGGACCAGCAAGAUCCCGGGUCUUAAGACGUCACGUCGGGGGAGGAGCGCGGGGCGCUAGGAUGCCCCGUCAAGUCCACCACCAACAGGAUGGAGGACGAGCAAUAGCUUUUAAAAGUUUACUGACGACGCGAUCCCAGCUGCACCACGUAUAAAGAUAACUGGUCCUCCGUGGAAUUUGACGUCCGAAAUGCUCCGAAACGCACGAUUGAUACGAAGGGUAUUGCUCUCGCGGAGGAAAGGCACCUUGCGACGCCCAUUCAUAGAUGAUCCUGCGAUAUUCAUCGAUUCGAAGGAACGCAGCGUUUGCAGCCGCUUCAUCAUCGUCAUUCGUCUUCACCCCGUGCAGCGUGACAGGAGAGGAUCAUCCACGCGGUACACCGGGAGGACUGCGAUACCUCCUGAUGGGAAAAGCCGCGAAAUCUCCGCACACGCUCGCGAGUGCGUAUGUGAUUCAUGACCCAUGGUUGCUGUUAACGACUACCCCGACAGCGGAUUCCGACGCGUCCAUUUGAUUAUUUCUAUCGCACGUGGGUCGUGCAUCCCGUCACACGUACAUUGCGCCGAUAAGACGAUUUUAUCCCUCGUUAUAUUACAUGAACACGCGAUUUUCCAUCAUCCACGUUUUGCGUCUCGUACGAAUCAGCGCCUCGCGUGUCGGCGAGCGUACUCUUGAAAGCGGAGGAAUAAUUCUCGUCACACGCGCCGGCCAAUUGUCUCUCGUGGAGAUAUAGUUAACGCGUUACGCAAAACGAAUGCGAUAAAAGAUGGCCAGAGAGGGAGAAUGCAAAUGUCACGCUCGUGUACGCUCGUCGCCGGGGCUUGUUUGGCACGGCGACGUGCGGACGAUUUGCUCGGCACGUGGACCGCCAUCGCGCACCUGUCACUCGGAAAAAGUAUACGUUCGCCGGAUACGCCGAAUGCACCGGAUGUGCGAUUGUACAUCGUGGUAUAGUCCGAGCUGUCUGUCUAUGAUACGCGCACGAAUCGCACGAGCGUCUACCUCCGGUUUUAAUUCGCCUGACGCUUAUCCGGUAACUCGACGGCGCGAUGUAACUCGAUCGUUAUUAACGGGAUUAGAAUUUAGUUUAGAAUCUAGUUUUAGCUAUUCUGACGAAGAAUACGUUUAUGUAUGUAUGCGUGUGCGUAUGUGUGUAUUACGCAUGUACCGAAACAAUGGCGCACCUAAGCAGAGUGUAAAGUAAUAUAGAGAUAGAAGCAAGCACGCGCAUUAUAUAGAGUUUCUAUAUAUUUUUGCAUAAAAUAUAAAUUUUUAUUCAAGAUGAGCAUUAACGAGGCUCCGCGUGAUGAUUCUGAGAUUUUUCGGUGCGCCGUUGUAUCGCAAAGUAUUAAAUAUCAAUAAGUAUUACGAACGGGAGAAUUUGAUAUCGCAGAAUAUUUAAUAUAAGAGUACGUAUGUGUGUAUGUUACUACGCGAGAUUUGGAAGAUGCUCAGGGAGGAAUAUAUAUUUUGCGAGGCGAUUUGCGUAAUGCGCGGCGAAAAGUGUCGCCGAGAGAGACGCGAGUGGAUUACUCUUUGUAUGUAAAAUACGUAUCUUUCAUUAUCCCCGUAUCUUUCACCCUCGAAUACAUUUGGAAUGCACUUUGAGCGUGCGUUCCGCUCGAGAAGCACACGCAGUUUCAGAUUAUUGCGCCCAGACGAGUCUCUCGUACAUGCAGAAGCGAGUGAAUGAAAAUACAAUUUGCAUGUUUUCGUCGGCGCGUCGUCAUGCACGCGAACACGUAGCAGCAGUCGCACGUACGGCGCAUAAUUUUCCUUUUUUUUCCCCCCCCCGAGAACGGGGCGAAAGAUAUCAUCGGGGAUGCGCGCGGUACUUUCCUUUCUCAAUUUUUAACGCGGCGAGCGUAUUUUCGACGGGGCGAAUUUUCGUCGCACGCGGGCCUGCUGAAAUUGAAGCAUGCACGCGCGGCCUCGGCAAUGCAACAGGGCAUAGCACGCGAUGCGCGUUGUUAUUUUAUGUAUACGGAUAACGUCCCGCGCCCCGUAAUAAAUUUCGUCGUAAGAGUCACAAAUCUUGGGGUUCGCGAGCGCUUCCGCUGCCGCCCUUUCUUCUCGCCGAGAAGAAUUCCGUUGCGCAAUGGCCUCCAUCCUAUCAAUAAUACCGCGAACGACGUGAAGCAGUUAUACUCGCAUGCUGUUAAACAUUCAUAGCUUUACAUUAAAAGAUAAAAUUUUUCUGCCGGAUAAAACAUUCAUCCUUGAAAAAUCGUUUAAAAGGGUAAUGUGUAACGCCAUGUGGAAAAGACUGUCUUCACUCUGUUCCUCUAUGCUGCAUAAAAGUUCUACAAAAUUCAUCUGAAAGAAGUAUAUUUCCGCGUAUCACAAAACACAGAGCUCUUUGACAGUCACCGAUGCAAAGCUCAAAUUUUAAUCACUUUUAUGUCGAGUAUAAGUAGCAGUAUAGCAUAAAACACAUAUAAUACCGUAAUUCCACCAAAAUAUUGUAAUCCAUGAUCCGAUCCAUUCGAGUAACGAGAUACCGUUAGCUCGCUGACACAAUUAACGGGAUCAGGCCGGAUCCAGCCGGUCCGCUUUGCGUUUCCCUGGCUCGAGGAAUCGUCCGUGUUUACGAUCCAUCGAUCCGCGGCGCACCUCGGCGGUGCCACGAUUCAGCUGGCGCUCUAUAAAUCCAGGGAUACGCGUCUAUGUAUCGAGCGGAUCUUUAGCGCCGCGUAUCAUGCAUGUGCACUUAUGUACAACCUUCAUCCUGGAUUAACUACACCGCUCGCGCACUCAGCUUACGGGGGUUUCGAUCCGCCACCCGCUACCCUGUAUCCCCUCGUCCGUGCACUUAUCGAGCGCGCGGGGUUCCCUGCUAUCCGCCACACGCGAAAAAAGACGCAGCACAUCCCGCGCGACAUCGCGAUCAAGAUAAAACCGACGAUAUCGCCUCGGGAAACAUCGAUAAUCGUGCGCUUACCGCAACCAGUGAUACUUCACGAGAAGAAAAGGAUGGGUCGGGGAUAGAGCAGGAGAGCGAAGUUCUCUCUCCUGGCUGAUGACGUUAUUAGCGAAGCCCGCCUCUUUGCAUCUUCAUGCAUUUUCAUCGUUCUGCAUUUGCAUCUGACCGAGAUAAUCGCGCCGCUCUUAAUUUAUGAAUGAGACGCGUGUAUAAGCGCGAUCGGUGCUCACAUUUUGAAGCCGGCAACGAGAAUUUAGGGUUCUCAGGAACACGCGCGCGCGCGCGACACGAUUGCCUCGGCGUCUCGGAUCACACCCCUCGUCGUUAUCGUGAUUCAACCGCGAUGGCCAGAUUACGGCUGGAAUAAUUCGCGAACCAUCAUCCCGCAAAAAGCGUAAGCACGCGCGAAAUGGAAACAAUUUUGUAGCUCUCGUUGCGUCCAUCGCGUCCACUUUUUUUCGCCCUCUCACGGGGAGAGGGCGAGGGUGGGUCUCACGAGUGCGCAUUGUUACGUUGUUAAUAUCAGGCAACCAGCUGGCGGAAAAGCGCAAUUUUUGUUCGGCGGGUAGCCGCGUUUAAUGAAAACGGCACCGAAUUUUUUUCGCCGGGCCUUUAACGACAAACAAUUGCACCGUCACCUGUCAAACACAUGCCACGUGCUAGCGAGUGCGAACAAUUGAACCGAUAUUACGUAAGGGUCAUACCGUAUUAACAAAAAGAAACCGCCGGAACACGUACCGCAACACGCUCGCAUUGAAGUUCCGGUAAUUCCAUAUUCGGAUGUGGACACGCUAAAGUUGAUCUCUCUCCAUAUUUUAUUAACCCUUGGACCUUGGAAUUUGCACAUCUGGCUAGCUUGCAAAUAAUUUCUUCUCUUUGAAAUUCUCUAUGCAGAAUUAAAUCACUAUUUAACUCAUUUAUAUAAGCUCAGCAACGUCAUACACCUUAACUCUUGAAGAGAGAUUAAGUAGAAUUAUAAUAAUUAGUCCCGUCGUUUAUUUUGAUUGUUAGGUAAUGCGAGGUGUUGCGAAAGAGAUUACGUGUAUAAACAAGAGGAUGUGCUUGAUGCAAACACGAUAUGUCGGACGUAUACUCGUAUACGUAGAAUAAAACGCGGCAAUGCACAAUGCUGCAGUCUCUACGUCGGCUAGUAAAGUCCACACAGAUGACAGCGAGCGUGCAAUCCGAAGGACACUUUGAUAAAAAUGCCUUCCUGGCCUUCCGAUGCGUCGUCUGGAACAGAUUGCGAAAUGCAAACUGGGCCGUAAAAGAAUUUCGAUUGAGCGAAUGCAUCUACGUAGUAGGUAUCGACCGCAUCGCCGGGGCUUCCGGAGUGGAUUAGAACUGUCGGGUUGAAAUCGAAGCUGUCACUGCACACGUAUCGUACAAAGCUAUCGAUGCAUUUUUAUUCAAAAUCGACGGUAAUCCUGUCGCUGUAUGCAUAUUGAUUAUCGUUCCGCCGAAUGAAAUGGCGCAAGCGGCGCGAUCAAUCUCUUUUCCUAUUACGCAACCGAAGCUGGAAUCUAUAAAAAGGCUAAUAUAUCAAUAACCCGUCGCGUUUGCCCUUACGUAACGCCGUUAACACGCUCGACCGUGACGCCGGAAGCGCGCGUAUAAAAAUUCCCGGGUAGUAAAAAGAAACCGCGACGUGUUAAGAGGCUAAUCAGCUCCUGUCGCGCAAAAACGCAAGCUCGAUGGGGAAAUCUUUGUGCGAGCUGGGAGAGUUUAAUUCCGGAUAUUUUUCCGAAGGGUCUCGAGGAAACCGGACGGAUCACUGCGAAUAAUACA
Molecule: messenger RNA, 6922 nt
Organism: Ooceraea biroi (clonal raider ant)
Lineage: Eukaryota; Metazoa; Arthropoda; Insecta; Hymenoptera; Formicidae
Product: solute carrier family 22 member 5
Biological process (GO): transmembrane transport
Cellular component (GO): membrane
Molecular function (GO): transmembrane transporter activity
Source: RefSeq, a predicted model, not a curated record